GGGUCUUUGUUACUGCUGAGGUCUGUUGACUUUGUGCAUGUUCUUUUUGAUUGCUGUUGUCAUAAUGAACUUCCAGGGGGCUCUAUUAGUCACACUUGUUGGAAUUGUGGCAUCUGCCCCAAUCUCAGACAAACUGGACAUUUUUAAAAAGGAGACUAUUCAACUGGCCCACAGUUUUAUCAACAAAAUUCUAGAAGAUACUCCUAAGGCUCAUGCAGCCUGGGUAAAUAGCAAGAGUCUGACUUUGGGCGACAACUCAACUAUACAACAGCUGGGGCUCUUGGAGGAAGAAAUGAUACCCUCUGACCCAGCUCUUCUUAACUUCUCCAGUAACUGCAGCAUGGAAACCUGCCUUGCACACAUAGUGAAGGGACUGCAACGACAUCUGAAUCUCCUGAAUGAAAUCAGCAAAAAACUGUCAAAGACAGACCAACUGAGUGAACUUAAAGCUGAUAUCCAAGAACUUCGUUCCCUAAUCAAAAAGUUGCAGAAACAGGCGGGUUUUGACCCAUCAAAGCAGGAAAAAGAUGAGCAGUUACAGACCCUCGUGCAUGAUCUGCACAAGCAUCUGACAAAUGAUUACUUAAUCCAUGUGGCGGCCCACCUCACCAUUCAACAGCUUCUGGACUUCAGCUGUGAAGUCCUCCGCAGUUUCCUUAGGAUUCGCAGAAUGACUUCUAACAUUUCCGUGGCAGAGAACCCUAAAACUGUGCACCUCUGCAGAAAUGCAGCAGGUCUAUGAAAAGCGUAGACUGUUAAGCCCAAAGUAUACUUGUGUUUUGAAACAGACGCAUAGCCUUUAAAAGUAUACUGUAAGCAAAAAACAAACAAACAGAUAUGUGUUUCAAGGUACACACUCAAAUUAUUUGUUGCUGGAAUCAUGUUACAUCAUCAGUCAGGCCAUGGAGGCACUGCAGGGUAUUUGUUGUCUUCAAAUUUUGCAUUUUGUUUAUUUAUUUAUCUAUUUAGUUAUCUAGUCUAUUUAUUUUAUAUUUCACUUCACAUUUUAUUUAUUAUUUAUUAAUUUAACACUUUAGGAACUCUCUUAAAAGGCUUUAUUCUUUGCAGUCUGCCUCAGAAAGCAAUGUAUAAUUUAACUCACUGUCAAAAUGUAUUAUUCAACUUUACUGUGUCAUACAAUAUGAGUGCAUGAACACGUCUAUAAGUUGCUAAAUGAGAUCAUGGUCGUUGGACUGAUCUCCUGAUCUCUGUGAAAACUACCUGCUGUAAUGUUCUGGUUUUUAUUUUUCAUACCCCUAAAUAUUACUUAUAAAUCUGAUAUCAGAUUUAAUUUAUGAAUAUGUAUUAUUUAUUUAUUUAUUUAUUUAACUGAAAAAUACAUGUAUUUAUUUUUGCCAUUAUUUGUUAUGUUUGGAAUGUCUGAAGAUGCUUUACAUUUUAACCAAAUAAAUUUUUUUUGA
Carassius gibelio (silver crucian carp) is the source of this 1421-nucleotide messenger RNA. RefSeq lists its product as uncharacterized. Lineage: Eukaryota; Metazoa; Chordata; Actinopteri; Cypriniformes; Cyprinidae. Gene Ontology annotation, molecular function: cytokine activity. Gene Ontology annotation, biological process: immune response; myeloid cell development; neutrophil differentiation. Gene Ontology annotation, cellular component: extracellular region. Bases 38 to 742 code for a protein of 234 amino acids. The record is from RefSeq and is a predicted model, not a curated record. The transcript is spliced from 5 exons.